UAAAAGGUGCUCUAUAUUCUGAGAGCGACUAUAGUCCACCUCGGCACAUACUAUCUGAAGGAAGGCAAAAGAAAAUACAAGCUUUCAAAAUGAAGCUUCUUCUCCUCACAACAUUUGUGGCAACUGUCUGCUAUGUCAAUGCAGGCAAGACAGCGAGGUUGCUGGCGGCGGCUCUGAACGGAGGGCUGAUGCCGGGUAUGAACGGAGGAUUGAUGGCAGGUAUGAAUGGAGGACUGAUGCCAACUAUGAAUGGAGGCUUGAUGGCAGGUGUGAAUGGAGGACUGAUGCCAACUAUGAAUGGAGGCUUGAUGGCAGGUGUGAAUGGAGGACUGGCAAACAGAGCAAUCCCUGUAAUGACCAUUGGAGGCCUGAACCCACCCGUGGUAGCUGCUGGUGGGGCAGGUGUCAUCGGGCAGCCGCAGCUUGCUCAGUUUGUUCUUGCUGUACCGGCUCCCAUUCCCAAUGUGUACCCUGUCCCUGCAGUCAAUGCGCUUCCUUACAUGGGAGUCCCUCAAACGGCACCACUGACUCUUCCUCAGCAACCUCAGGCGGGGAUCACAGGGGGCGGCGUGCAACAGCAGCUUCCUCUGCAGCCUGAUACACUGAGAAGAUUCAGGCGUCAGACUAUGAAACAGAACAACAGCUUUAAGAGCACUGUGGAUACUCAGAUCCCAGCUCCUACUGAAACAAUGACAACCACUUCCUGCGACAAAGAAGGACGUCCUGAAGACAACUAAGAUGAUGCUGUUAAAAACAGCUUUUAAUCAAA
Messenger RNA from Scatophagus argus, 769 nucleotides. It is a transcript of the gene scpp9, whose product is annotated as secretory calcium-binding phosphoprotein 9. The coding region runs from base 90 to 737 and encodes 215 amino acids. NCBI's taxonomy places the organism in Eukaryota, Metazoa, Chordata, Actinopteri, Scatophagidae. The transcript is spliced from 9 exons. The record is from RefSeq and is a predicted model, not a curated record.